Symbiodinium natans is the source of this 1287-nucleotide messenger RNA. The record is from the annotation of a GenBank genome assembly. NCBI's taxonomy places the organism in Eukaryota, Dinophyceae, Suessiales, Symbiodiniaceae.
AUGCUCUGUGCAGGAGACCCGUGUGCGUUGGCUGCGCAACACGCGCAGGCCGUGCUGAGCUGGGUCUGCGCCGGUGCGGCGAAGGUAGGCAUACGACCUCCCUUCGGGCAGCUGCCGCUUCGCAAUUCCUCGAUGGACUCUCCCGGUAGUUCUACGCGUGCGCCCGAGAGCGGCUCACCUCUGCAGGAGCUUGAGCCCCAUGAGCCCGACGCCGCUUGCGUGGACGAACACCCUCACGCGGUGCCACCAGGCCACCGGCCGCCACGUGGCGUCCGGGUGCCCAUGGUGGAUGCGGCAUGCCAGACCGAGUCGGCCAGCGACUUCGAGCGCGCCGCGGAGGAGGCGCUCCGGAGCUUGCGCGCUGCGCGGGAGACUGUGGAGGAGCUGAAUCGCGUCAGCGAGUCGAACGCGGGCCAGCUGGAGUCUGCGCUGCUGACGUUGUCGACUCUCCUCCGCAAAUCUGGAUCAUCGGAGUCCUUGCCGUCAAGCAGUCUUCCGCACGCAGGCGAGAUUGAGACGGGGGAGGUGAUCGCAGAGGUCUCUGGCCCCUCUUCAUCGGACGCCUGUGUGGCUGUGCUCACUUUGCCUGCGAUCCUUCCCUUCAUGGGAGUGCCGGAGAUGAUGGCCCUCCACCUGGCAUCACGGCGGGCCACGGAUCCACAGGCAAUGCUUCACCAUGUCGUCGAGCUCGGAAACUUUGCAAGGGCUUCCUCUGUGCUGGCCUUCGGACGCGCCUUGGGCCGCGGAUGGAGGCCCAGCAGAUACAUGCAAGCUGGCAAGUGCCUUCUGGAUGCCCGAGAGCGAUGCUUUAGGGGACAAGCUGCAGAUGACCCUGCCUUGUCAAAGAGAUUCCUCUGCCACCUGUGGUACAUGGCGCAAGCGCGCAACGUGCACUUCGCCGUCCCGGACUCUGACGCUGCUGAGACUGUCCACUCGUUGAUCCGGGAUUUGCUCGGGCACUGCCGCAGUACGGAUGCGGACGUGUCCGUGGCUGCCCACGUUAUUCUCGAAACUUGCGGGUUGAACAGCAGCCUGCAGGUGAGACACCGGAUCGCCGACGGCAUGUACUCCCUCCUGCAAUCCUUGAACGCGUCCGGCUCUGAAGAGUGGGCGCCCAGACAGCGGGCGAUCGAGCACCUGCAGUACGCGAGGAAAUCGCUCCCAGAAUCCCGCCGGCAGCAGUGGUUUUCAUUGCUGCGGCGAUCCUGGGUGCCCAAAAUGGAGCUGAUCGAUGUCGUGUUCAUCAGGGGAGCUCAGGGAGCAGUCUGGCCGAAUCGAGGCCAAUGA